Molecule: messenger RNA, 2661 nt
Organism: Passer domesticus (house sparrow)
Lineage: Eukaryota; Metazoa; Chordata; Aves; Passeriformes; Passeridae
Gene: EEF2KMT
Product: eukaryotic elongation factor 2 lysine methyltransferase
Exons: 8
Coding region: 58-1083 (341 amino acids)
Source: RefSeq, a predicted model, not a curated record
CCCCGGGCCGGCGGGGCGGUGCCGCUCCGCCCCCGGGGCGGUUCGUGCUCCGGGCCCAUGGCGGAGCCGCGGCCGGGGCUGGUGCUGCUCUUCCAGCGCCGCUUCCUGGCGGCGCGGCCGCUCAGCUCGCUGCCCUGGCCGGAACUGGAACAAAGCCUGCGGACUGCGCCGGGCUCGGCGCUGCUGGCGGAUAUCCUGCACGAGACAAUUCUUCACCCUCUGUGUGUGAAAUAUCCCCCUUCAGCCAAGUACAGGAGAUGCUUCCUGACUGAGCUCAUCAAAAAGCAUGAAUCCACAGCAGCUGAACCCCUGGAUGAACUCUAUGAAGCACUGGCAGAUGUUCUAAAAGAAGAAGAAGGAUCUACUCACUGUUACAAAAGCUACUUACUGCCCUCGGGGGACAGCGUGAGCCUCUGCGAGAGCACGGCGCUGGUCUGCGGGGGCACCACGGGGCUGCUCACCUGGGAGGCUGCCCUGCUCCUGGCACAGUGGGCACUGCAGCACCCCGGCCUCUUCAGGGGCAGGACAGUCCUGGAAUUGGGGAGUGGGAUUGGCUUCACUGGAAUUGCCAUCUGCAAGACCUGCCAGCCCAGGACAUUCAUAUUCAGUGACUGCCACCCCCGUGUCCUCAGACAGCUGGGGGAAAACAUCCAGCUGAAUGGCUUCACCCCAGAGCCUGACGUGGCCUGGAGCACCCAAACAGAGCCCCAGGGACAGGAGGUGCCAGGACAGAACUGCCAAACCCCAAAAGUGAUUGUUGCUGAGCUUGACUGGGGCUCAGUGACAGAAAAACAACUGCUGGCUCUCAGAGCUGAUGUUGUCAUUGCAGCAGAUGUGGUGUAUGAUCCUGAGAUAAUUUUAGCCCUUGUUGGGAUGCUACAGAAACUCUCCACCUCCAGAGCAGGCAGGAAAGCUCCUGAGGUGUUCAUUGCCUCCACAAUCCGAAAUCCAGACACGCAUCAGCUCUUCCAGGCUGAGCUGGGUAAAGCUGGGAUCAGGUGGCAGGUGAUUCCAGCCCACAGCAGCUGUAAUUUCCUCUAUGAUGUGCAGCCAGAUGUGACUAUUCUACAGCUAUUUAUAUAGGCUUGGCAAACAGAACUGGAAUUUUGAGACCAACAGGAGCUGCCUCAGCCUUGUAACAAGAUUAGCCUGAAUUCUGGAAACGAGGUUCUGAGGAUACAGCUGGACAGACACAUGGAGUCCUUCCUUCCUUCCUCUAAUUCCCAGCAUGGAUCCAAGCCUGCAGCUGCCCCUGGGAAGUGACUGAACCUCAAGCAAGAGAAACCAAAAGCCCCAAUCACACUUCACUUGGAUUCUGUAGAAGACAGCAGAGUUCAAACAGUUUUUUUCCCAACUGUGUUGUGAUUUGUGACUGGGGGCAACCUGCAGAUCACAGGAUGAGGAUCCCCCACAGACAAGGGAGCAAAGCAAUCUUUCAGAGUAAUCAAUGGGUUUUGGUUUCAAAACCUGCUGUAAUUGUCUACUCUGGUGGUUUAUGUCUGUGUGUACUUGCAGUUGGGGUUAGCUUAAAAGCCCCCAAUAAACAGUGACCAGUUCCUGUAGUUGUGCCCAGGAUGACUCUGCUGUAAAUCAGGUGCAUCUUUACUCUGUAGUGAUGACAAGUCAGAAUUGAUGUCCCUUUCUCUCACAGCCACUUCCACAGUGGCUGCUGGGAAUGAAAAAGGAAUCACUCUCCAUAGCAGAGUUCCAGGUAUGCUGCAGAGGGGAAGGACUGAGCUCCCCUGCUCUGAAACUUCUCAUCAUCCAUUAAUCACUCUCCUGUCGGGCAGAACUGGUCCUGAAGCAUAGAAAUCAAAGUGAUGCUCAUUCUUCUCUUUUAGCUUCCUUUUCUCUUUUAAAAACUACUUAAAAUUAAAUUUAAAAACUUCAACCUCUUGUAGCAAGGGAGAGAAAACUGAUGAUACCUAACUUGGAACCUGAAGAAUCUUCUUAUUCUUCAAGCUAAAGGAGACCAUGACUGCUGGGAUCAAGCAGAAAUAACCCAGCCCAGGUUUUGGCUCCCUGUCCCCAAAGAGAAAGACCUCAAAGACGUUAUUUCCAGAGUAAGCACAAACUGGCAGCCUACACAGGAGCUCCUUUAUCUCCCCUUACACAAAAUUCAAGACAAAGGUUCUGUACAGAGCUCAUUUUGGAUUUAAAAAGUUCUGUUAUGUGAAGAGGAAACCUCUCUAAAGCUUUUGGCAUUACUGUUGAACUAGAGAAGUGCCUAAUUUACCUCCAUAUGCACAGGAAUGGCCAAACCUCUAGACAGGAUUUUGACUGAAAACAGAAAAAAAAACCACUAAAAAAUUGGCAAAUCAAUGUUCAUGGAUUAUUCUUCAAUCAAUAAGCUGGAGGUUUUGCCAAAUUCCUGUAGUAAAGCAACUUGACCCUAUUUUCACCUUUUCUCUUUUGACAAAAGCAGAUAUUCAAUAGUUGCUCAGAGUUUAAAACUGCUGGUGCAGAACCCGCUGUCCUCACCUCCCACCCUGAAGCAGCAGCUCUGAGGAGCAGUAAACACAGUCUAAGCCAAGCACAUUUACCAAUGACUGACAUGUGAUGAUGACAUUUUAUCAUCAAAAAGGUGAUGGAAAAAAACCUGUAAGCUUUAGGCUUGCAUGUGAAUACUGAGCUUAAUAAAAAGCUGAAGGUUGUACCUGA